AUGACCUCUCUACCUCCUCAGCGCCAACAGCCCUCCCAACAGCGCCGAUCGUCGCCUGAAGCCUCAUCCUCGCAACAACACCGGAGAUCAAGCAUACCUCAAUCUACGACUUCGGAAGACUCACAAACUGUUCUACUAAACCACCCCUCGUCGUCGGAAUCCUCUCCGGAGCCAGAGCCUCAGCCGAAGCAACAAGCGAGGCCGAAAAUACAAACAGCGGAAUCAAAUAAGGAACCUCGAAAAUGCUGGAUAUGCUUUGCGGACGAGACAGAAGAUACUCCAACUUCUUCUGAGUGGCGGUCACCUUGUCCAUGUUCUCUGACAGCUCACGAGUCGUGCCUCCUGGACUUUGUGGCGGACCUGGAAGCCCCACAAAACAGGAAGAGCUAUGGCCCUCCGAAGAUAGAAUGCCCGCAGUGCAAAGCCAAGAUCACCAUAGCUCGGCCUCGUAGUCUUAUUGUGGAAGGUGUGCGAGCAGUGCAGCGCGCUGCUGCACGACUCAUCUUGCCCUUCACUUUCGUCACCUUGGCUGGAACGGUAGUCACGGGAUGUCGGAUGCACGGGUUUAGCACCAUCUACCUUUUAUUUGGCCCUGAGGACGCCGAGCGUUUGUUAGGAAUCGAUAAUGCCGUCGGUAUCUACAGCAGAUGGGCCCUGGGUCUGCCCUUUAUUCCCCUCGCACUCAUAGCUGCGAGGACCAGAUACGCUGACAACCUCUUACCUAUCCUGCCAAUAUUCUAUUUUGCGUCGACUGGCCCGCAACGGGACGGCCCACUUUGGCCACCAAGUGCUUCAAUGACCGUGGCUAUCUUACCCUACAUUCGCGCGGCGUACAAUGAAUUCUACGACAGAGUAUGUGCGCCGAGGGAGAAGGCUUGGAUCAAGCAGAUCCAACCGCGAGCUGGUGAUCAUGAAGGAGACGAAGAGCAUGAACAAAAUCAAGAACAAGCAAAUGAAUUCGAGGAUGGUAUGGACAUCGGGCUUGAUCUACAGGUCGAGAUUGUUGAAGAGGAGGAAGGCCACGAAGAAGGGCAGCCAGCAGGUAACGCUCCGGAGGAAGAGCAGGGCCCCGCCAAUCAAGGUCAAGACCGAGUUCAAGAUCAGAAUCCGAACCAGAAUCGGCCUGCGGAAGGUAACCAAGCUCAUGUCCCAAAUGUACAACGGCGUUUACACCACCAUCAACAUCAACACCAACACCAAAAUCAGAACGGGGUACAGGGUCUCGUCCUGAAUUUCUUCUCUCUACCUCAAACCAUCAUGGGUGCUCUACUCUUCCCUAGUAUCUCUGCGGCCAUGGGUGCUCUGCUUCAAGUAGCAUUACCUCGUUCUUGGACAACACCACCAGGCCGCUGGGAUCGAUAUCCAGCUGGUUUCUUGCAGUCUCGCUUUGGGAGGAGCAUCGUCGGAGGGUGUUUGUUCGUUGUGUUGAAGGAUACGCUCAUGCUAUACUCGAGGUAUAGAUUGGCACAGGACCACAAAAGGAGAAGGGUGGUCGAUUAUGAUGCGAAGAAAGGGAAGAAGGCCGGUGCAACUAGGUAA
This is a messenger RNA of Letharia columbiana, 1539 nucleotides long. RefSeq lists its product as uncharacterized. Lineage: Eukaryota; Fungi; Ascomycota; Lecanoromycetes; Lecanorales; Parmeliaceae. Bases 1 to 1539 code for a protein of 512 amino acids. Gene Ontology annotation, molecular function: zinc ion binding. The record is from RefSeq and is a predicted model, not a curated record. The transcript has 2 exons.